Molecule: messenger RNA, 1430 nt
Organism: Ananas comosus (pineapple)
Lineage: Eukaryota; Viridiplantae; Streptophyta; Magnoliopsida; Poales; Bromeliaceae
Product: 2-methylene-furan-3-one reductase-like
Exons: 4
Coding region: 98-1297 (399 amino acids)
Molecular function (GO): zinc ion binding; oxidoreductase activity, acting on the CH-CH group of donors, NAD or NADP as acceptor
Source: RefSeq, a predicted model, not a curated record
UUUCGUUCCCCACCAUUACCUUCGCUCCACGCGUCGUUCCCCAACGUCUCCCGCGACGCGAUAACGCUUAAAUCGCCAUUAACGCCACCACCACACCAUGCUCUGCACUCUCCAUUGCCCCUCCUCCUCCUCCCUCUCCCUCCUCCCCCUCCCCUCCCCCUCAAAACCCUACCUCGCUCCCCCUCUCCUCCGCCCUCGUAGCCUCCGACGAGGAGGAGGAGGAGUCGGCGGCGGCGGCGGCGGCGUCGUCGGAGCCCGCUACAAACUCGGCGGCGCUUAUCCCUCAACUAGGGUCUCCGCGAGCUCGAAGCCGGGGCCGGCUUCGGCCGACGCCGUUGUCGCGGCCCCGUCGGAGGUCCCGGAGCAGAUGAGGGCGUGGAUCUACGACGAGUACGGGGACGCGGGGGUUUUGCGCCUCGAGGACGGGGUCGCCGUUCCCGAGGUCGGGGACGAUCAGGUCCUCGUUAGGGUUUCCGCCGCCGCGCUCAACCCCGUCGAUUUCAAGCGGAGGCAGGGCAAAUUUAAGGCCACGGAUUCGCCCUUACCUACGGUACCGGGUUACGAUGUGGCCGGCGUCGUGGUGAAGGUUGGUAGCCAAGUCAAGAAUCUAAAAGAAGGGGACGAAGUAUACGGGGACAUAAACGAGAAGGCGUUGGAGAAUCCGAAGCAAUUCGGAUCGCUUGCGGAGUACACUGCAGUCGAGGAGAAGCUGCUGGCUGUAAAACCUAAGAAUCUGGACUUUGCGCAGGCUGCUAGUCUUCCUUUGGCCAUCGAGACGGCAUAUGAAGGCCUUGAAAAAGCUGGAUUUUCCGCGGGUAAAUCAGUUCUUGUUUUGGGUGGUGCUGGCGGAGUCGGCUCGCUCGUGAUUCAGCUAGCAAAGCAUGUCUACGGUGCGUCGAAAGUUGCGGCCACUUCUAGCACAGGAAAGCUGGAGCUGUUGAAGAGCCUGGGUGCCGACUUAGCGAUCGACUACACCAAGGAAAACAUUGAAGAACUACCUGAGAAGUUUGAUGUAGUGUAUGAUGCUGUUGGUCAGUGCGAAAGAGCGGUGAAAGCAGUGAAAGAAGGGGGCAGCGUCGUGGUGCUCACGGGCCCUGUCACGCCCCCGGGCUUCAGAUUCGUCGUCACGUCCAACGGGGAGAGCCUGACGAAGCUCAACCCUUAUCUCGAAAGCGGGAAGGUGAAGCCUCUUCUGGACCCGAAGGGGCCAUUCCCUUUCUCUCAGGUGGUUGAGGCAUUCUCUUAUCUCGAAACCGGAAGAGCUACGGGAAAGGUCGUUAUCUAUCCAAUUCCUUGAGAUUAAAUAUAGCAAAAGAGGAUCUUAGCACCUUGGUGUGUGCAAAGCAUGGACAAAUUCGAUUGGAAACUGGAAAGAGUUCUUGAAACUGCUCAAGCUUCGUCUAUAAAGAAUACUUUUGGUGUACAAGCAA